Messenger RNA from Durusdinium trenchii, 381 nucleotides. Lineage: Eukaryota; Dinophyceae; Suessiales; Symbiodiniaceae. The record is from the annotation of a GenBank genome assembly.
AUGCAGCGUCACGAAUUCGUCUCAUCGCCAGAUGAAUCGAAGAGGUUUGCACCUUGGCUUCGUCGAUGGCCGCUUGCUGCAAGAGCCAAGAGUCUGCUUUACGAGUUUUUCGUCCAGGUGGCGGUGUCAGAAGCUCGAUCAAAGCAUGAAGCGGAGGCUGGAAGAAAAGAUAGCCCUGGUUGCCGAACGAGGAGGAAAGAGCGACUCCUGCAAGAUCUGGAUAUUCGAGGCAAAGUUGAAUCGCUUUCAAAAAGCCUUGCCUUGGUACUUACAAUGGAACCUGGCAAAUUGUUGAGGACCCAGCCGAAGGCAGCAAGAGCAGUGGCAGCCCAAGCCGGACAAGGCAAGAUGAACAGGGAGUCGGACUUGGCCACCUGGUAG